This is a messenger RNA of Aspergillus bombycis, 1524 nucleotides long. Its product is annotated as cytochrome P450. The record is from RefSeq and is a predicted model, not a curated record. The coding region runs from base 1 to 1524 and encodes 507 amino acids. The transcript has 2 exons. Lineage: Eukaryota; Fungi; Ascomycota; Eurotiomycetes; Eurotiales; Aspergillaceae. Gene Ontology annotation, biological process: ergosterol biosynthetic process. Gene Ontology annotation, molecular function: monooxygenase activity; iron ion binding; heme binding.
AUGGCAUCCUUCACUCUCGUCAGCGCCUACGCGGCUGUUGGCGUGCUGGCAAUCAUCAUCCUAAAUGUCUUGCGCCAGCUUCUCUUUCGUAAUAAGACUGAUCCACCUCUUGUUUUCCACUGGAUCCCUUUCUUGGGCAGUACCGUUACUUAUGGGAUGGACCCUUAUGCAUUUUUCUUUUCUUGUAGACAAAAGUAUGGCGACAUCUUUACCUUCAUAUUACUGGGUCGAAAGAUCACAGUAUACCUGGGCAUUCAAGGCAACGAAUUCAUUCUCAAUGGCAAACUGAAGGAUGUCAAUGCCGAGGAGAUCUAUAGCCCGCUCACCACGCCGGUCUUUGGUUCCGACAUUGUGUAUGAUUGCCCGAAUUCAAAGCUUAUGGAGCAGAAGAAAUUCAUCAAAUUUGGCCUCACUCAGGCUGCACUGGAGUCGCAUGUACCACUGAUUGAAAAAGAAGUUCUUGAUUAUCUCAAAACAUCACCCAACUUCAAGGGGACAUCCGGCCGGGUGGAAAUCACGGGUGCCAUGGCUGAAAUCACUAUCUUCACUGCCGGUCGGGCACUGCAAGGCGAGGAGGUUCGCAAAAAGCUUACUGCGGAGUUCGCAGAUUUGUAUCAUGACCUUGACCGGGGGUUCACUCCUAUCAACUUCAUGCUUCCGUGGGCACCGCUGCCGCGUAACCGGAAGCGAGAUGCUGCCCAUGUGCGCAUGAGGGAGAUCUAUAUGGACAUUAUCAACGAGCGCCGCAAGAGCCCGGACCGGGAGACUUCCGACAUGAUCUGGAACCUCAUGCAUUGUACCUAUAAGAAUGGACAGCCUGUGCCAGACAAAGAAAUCGCCCAUAUGAUGAUCACUUUACUAAUGGCAGGUCAACACUCAUCGUCAUCUAUCAGCUCUUGGAUCAUGCUACGACUAGCCUCUGAGCCCGCGGUCUUGGAAGAGCUCUAUCAGGAGCAAAUCACGAAGCUCAGCCCGGAUGGAAGUACCCUUCCGCCGCUGCAGUACCGUGAUCUGGAUCUUUUGCCCCUUCAUCAGAAUCUCAUCAAGGAAACUCUGCGUUUGCACCUUUCCAUUCACUCUCUCAUGCGCAAGGUCAAGAACCCGAUGCCGGUUCCUGGCACACCCUACGUCGUCCCCGCAGACCACGUUCUGCUAGCAUCUCCCGGCGUGACCGCUCUUAGUGAUGAGUACUUCCCCAAUGCAAGCCGCUGGGAUCCCCAUCGCUGGGAGAACCGAGCUGAGAAGGAGGAUGAAGAGGACAUGGUCGACUACGGCUAUGGCACCGUGUCCAAAGGAACAUCCAGUCCUUAUCUGCCCUUUGGCGCUGGCCGCCAUCGCUGCAUUGGAGAGAAGUUUGCCUAUGUUAACCUGGGAGUAAUCGUGGCGACAAUGGCGCGUCAUAUGAAGCUGUUCAAUGUAGAUGGCAAGAAAGGUGUUCCUGCCACAGACUACUCGUCCAUGUUCUCCGGUCCCUCGAAACCAGCGAUUAUUGGUUGGGAGCGACGAUUCCCGGAAAAGUCAUGA